Aspergillus glaucus CBS 516.65 is the source of this 1548-nucleotide messenger RNA. RefSeq names its product chlorohydrolase family protein. NCBI's taxonomy places the organism in Eukaryota, Fungi, Ascomycota, Eurotiomycetes, Eurotiales, Aspergillaceae. Gene Ontology annotation, cellular component: cytosol. Bases 1 to 1548 code for a protein of 515 amino acids. The transcript is spliced from 2 exons. The record is from RefSeq and is a predicted model, not a curated record. Gene Ontology annotation, molecular function: zinc ion binding; guanine deaminase activity. Gene Ontology annotation, biological process: guanine metabolic process.
AUGGCCACGCCAACAUACACUCUCUUCUUCGGAACAUUCAUCCACCUCCCCCGCCAAACAAGCCUGAACGGCCCUCAUACCCUCGAAAUCAGCCACGGCGUCCUCUGGGCAUCGACUGAUGACGGUAAGAUCAAGGGAUAUAACUGGGAUGUUCGCAGUGAAGAUGAUCUCCGGGAGUUCCUGGAAGGUAGGAAAUGGGGGAAUGAGGUGAAGGUGGUUCGCGCAAGGGAGGAGAGGAAUGAGUUCUUUUUUCCGGGGUUUAUUGACACGCACAUCCACGCCCCGCAAUAUCCGAAUUCCGGGCUGUUCGGGUCUUCGACGUUACUGGACUGGUUACAGAAGUAUACCUUCCCGCUUGAGAAAGCGUACGGGGAUCGUAAAGUACCGGAUAGUGUGCCCCCGAAGGCGAUAAUGGCCUAUAACCAAGUUGUCUCCCGCACGUUAUCGCAUGGAACAACGUCUGCAUGCUACUUCGCGACCAUCCACGUCCCCGCGACGAAUUACCUAGCGAGUCUGUGCCACAACCGUGGCCAAAGAGCGUUCAUCGGACGGGUGUGCAUGGAUGACGAAAAUACCUGUCCAGCUGAUCUUAGGGAUACUUCCGCCGGUGAAUCCGUGACCGCAACGAAAGCAAACAUCGCACACAUCCAAUCCCUCGAUCCGAACGGCAAUCUCGUGAAACCGAUUAUAACGCCCCGCUUCGCGCCCUCGUGUACAGAGCAAGCAUUAUCAGACCUAGGCGCGCUAGCAGCGGAGCACAAACCCCCGCUACACAUCCAAACACACAUCUCCGAGAACAAAGACGAAAUCGCCUGGGUCAAAGAACUAUUCCCCGACUCUGCAAACUACGCAGACGUCUACGAUAAAGCGAACCUGCUCACACCCCGCACAAUCCUCGCGCACGGCAUCCACUUGACCCCGCAGGAACGCGAGGUAGUCUCCGCUAGGAAAUCAAAAAUCUCCCACUGCCCCGUGUCAAACUCCGCCAUCGGCUCUGGCCUAUGCCCCGUGCGUGUCUUGCGUGAUUCCGGGAUAACAGUUGGUCUUGGUACUGAUGUCAGCGGUGGGUAUAAUCCUGGUAUUCUGGAAAGUGUGCGGCAGGCGAUUCUCAUCUCGCGGUUAUUGCGCCAUACAGUACGGGACGGGGAUACGUGCGAGAACGCAAAUACCGUGAAAGAAGGACGGGAGAAUCUUAGCGUUGAGGAGAGUCUUUAUUUGGCUACGAGGGGUGGCGCGGAUGUCGUUGAUAUGGGGGAUGAGAUUGGAGGGUUUGAGGUGGGGAUGUUUUGGGAUGCGCAGAUGAUUCAGCUCGGCAGUCUGAAACUUGCCCCUGCCGUUGCUUCUGGUACGGGCUCUCCUGAAAAGAGUGAGAACAGUGGAAGCGCAAGCAACGUCGACAUCUUCGGCUGGGAGAACUGGACGGAGAAGGUACAUAAAUGGGUAUGGAACGGCGAUGAUCGGAAUGUGAGCAAGGUUUGGGUUCGGGGGAGAUUGGUUCAUGAUCGUGAUGAGAAGGAGGCUGGGAAGGGUGUUUUUGGGAGGUUAUGA